AGGGGGGAAGAGGCCGGCGGCAAGCUGCAGGGAAAGCUCAUGGGUUCACCCAAAAUUGGAGGAACAAGAGCAAUUAAAGUAAACCCAAGGCAAUUCAAAGCUAGAGAAGGGAGAUUCAUGGCUAUUUCUUACCAAAAACCGAAGCAAUUUGCCCUGACAAACAAGAGCAGCUGGUGGACAGUAGAGGGAAGAGCAGAGAAGAUCUGGAAGCUUCCUGCAGGGGGGAAUUUCUGGCGGGAAGAAGAAGAAGAAGAGCAGAAUCGGGUUGAGCAGAAAGAGGAAAAGGAGAAAAAGAAAUAAGCCAUCCUUAUCCAAAUUUUCCUCUUUUAAGUCCCUCAGCUUUCAGAAUAUUCACAUUAGGCCCCAACAUAAUAUUUUUCCACAAUUCAGUACCUAACUCACUUAUUUAUCCUAGAAAUUUUUUGGGGUAUUACAGUAUACCUAUUGAUCUUCUUGAUUUUUGACUUUUGUUCAUAUGGACACCUCUUUAGGAGGGGUGAUGAUUAUUAGAAAUACCUAUAUGAGGCAUCCUAAUUCUUGUCUCUUGCAAGUGUUAAUCUUUGUAUUCUUGAAGUCUUAGCUUUGAUUUGACUCUAGGAUGUCUAGGAUGACUUGGUUGUAAAUCUGCUUAACCUUCAUGAGCUAUGAGGUGAAGGGGUAGUUUUUGAAGUACCUGAUGCCCUAGAGUUUUAUUCCAGGUGAAAUGGUUCUUUUAUCUGACUGCUUUGAUUUUUGUUUGCCUUUUUAAUUAGAAGACAGUAAUCUUCUAAGCAUCUUGAUCCUAGCCAUUGCUUUGUUCUGUUAAUUAAUUCUAGUACUUGAGGUGCUAGAUCUUGACAUCCUGAUUAUAUCUGCUCUUGAAUCCGUGUUCUGGUUGUCAUUAUUGAAAACUCUUUUGUGGGCCUAAUCCUUGGAUUUUAUUGCUUGUUUCAUGGUUAACUCUUGUCUCUCAAUUUUGAUUGCUUGGUUAAAUUUGAUCUUGAUUCAUGGUGAAUGCCAUUUUGUUGUUGAAUUUUUGAGGCAUUCUACCUUACACUCUCAUGUUUUAGUAUUCUUCCAAGCAUUCAUAUUUUCCACUGUUUUCAUUUUGGUGCUAUUUUGGAAAUUUCACGUCAUUUGAUGGGUCUAGCUUUUAACUCUUGUUAAUUGCUAAAAUUUGUCUCUUGAUUCUAGUUGUUUUGUUAAACAUGAUCUUAUUGGUUAACCUUGUUUUGUAACAUAAUGUAUAAGGCAUCCAUGCGCUUGUUCAUUCAUUCAUGAUCAAUAUAUCUAUUGGAUGCUU
Rubroshorea leprosula is the source of this 1282-nucleotide messenger RNA. The record is from the annotation of a GenBank genome assembly. NCBI's taxonomy places the organism in Eukaryota, Viridiplantae, Streptophyta, Magnoliopsida, Malvales, Dipterocarpaceae.